AGCUGUCUGGAAUUCCUAAUUUGACUUGGAGUACUAUAGUCCGAAUUUAAUGCGAUGAAGAAAUAUGUAUUUUUAGGGUCUGGGGGAUCCUCUGAAUUUGAUCAUAAUCCUCGGUGUCUUCAGGAGACAUUGAACAGCGUAACUGGGUAUUAGCUAGAAAUCUCCGCCGCCUGGUAUGGAAGGCGAGCUUCAGGUCGGGUGGCGCUUCUUUAAAGUCAUGGCUAUUGGGUGCCACACUAAACUGACUUUGCCGCCAUUGGUCUGUCAAAAGCUUGAAGGGGAUGAUAAGUUAUUAGAAACAGCAACAUUAGUCACUGAAAAGGGGAGAUGGGAGGUGGGGAUUGGACAUGGCAGCAAAGGGAAUUUUUACUUUGAGAAGGGUUGGGAUGUUUUUGUGCAGAAUCAUGGCUUAAGAGUUGGAGAAUUUGCAGUAUUUGAAUACAUAGGUGGUGGCAUUUGCUUCAAUGUUUCUUUGCUGGAUAAAAAUGGCUCUGAGAAAGUGUUUUCCCACUCUGAACAAGGACAGAACAUGGCUUCUAAGCUCAAUCCAUUAACUCAUCAGAUAAGCCAAGAUGAAGUUCUCCUUGAGGAAACAGUGCCCCCUUGCCCAAUUGAAGAAGGUGAAGAUGUUAAUCUUGUUGCUGUCAAGUUGGAAGAGGAUGAAGACAUGAUAACUUCUCACCUCAACGCUCGUCUUGCUCCGUUAUAUGCCAUAUUAGCUGAGAUUGACAAUGAGGAUCUCCCUUCCUGUACAAAUAUUCAUGAAGAAGAUAGCAAUAGAGGGCAUUCCCAAUCAAAUAUACCGAAACAUGACAACAAUAAACGUAUUGCAGAUCAGGAAAGGUAUAAAGAGAAUUCAAGCUUUGACUCACCAGCUGAGAUAGACCGCGAAGAGGCUUGCCCUUCCGAGGUGAAAAUUCAGGAACAACAUGCCAUCAAGGUACCCACGAAAUUUGAAGUGGACGAGGUUGAAGAUGAAGUGCCUUCCCAAAUAGAACUUCGGAAUCCUGGAAAGGGCAGAUGUUCUGUGAAACGGAAGAGGGAUGAUAAAACAGUACCUUCUCAAGCAAAAUCUCAGAAACAUGAUAUGAAUAGAUGUUCUGCGAAGAAGAAUAGGGACGAUGAUAAAACACCUUCUCAAGCAAAACCUCAGAAACAUGAUAUGAACAAAUGUUCUACGAAGCAGGCAAGAGAUGAUGAUGAUAGAGCACCUUCCCCAGCCAUAACUCAAAAACAUGAAAAGAACAAAUCGCCAGUGAAAAAUGACAAGAACAAAAGUACUCUGAAACAGAAAAAUCACAAAGAUCAAGUGCCUUCCAAACCGAAAGGAUGUGCACAGGACAAGAAGGGGGACACUGAAAGAAAAACAGAACUUAAGGUGAAUACAUCUUCCCGGGAACAAAGUCUGCAAUUUUCAACAUUAAUGAAGCCAUAUCAUGUCCGUAGCAGAUCUCCUUACAUGCAUAUACCUGCGGAAUUCUGUGUAGCAAAUGAACUGUAUCAAAACGCAAGAAUAACUCUGAAAGGUCCAAGCGAUGAGAGGCAAGUUAGCCUUAAGGUUUGCAAAGGCGGGAAGACGAAAUACGCCAUCAUCACCAGGGGUUGGCCCGAGUUCAUUGCAGGCAACAAUCUCGAAGAAGGAGAUACUUGCAUCUUCAAACUCCCCAGCAAAAGAAGUAGUUCUGAUGCAGCUGUUGUUUUAGAUGUUGAGGUUCUCCGAGCAUCAACCUAGGUUACAUUCACAUUAAUUUGUGCUUUGCUGAAUUAAGAUUCGAUGUUUCUUUCAAAGAAUUUGUAUUUUCUACCAUUCGCUAGAUCAUACGUGUUAACUUGUGAAGGAUGAGAAAAUACAUAUAUUGCCUUCAACUUGUAUAUAAUGGGAUCGGACUUCAAAAAGAUAACAACUAUUUUUAUGUCUUUAAUGGUUUAA
This is a messenger RNA of Ipomoea triloba (trilobed morning glory), 1930 nucleotides long. RefSeq lists its product as uncharacterized. Lineage: Eukaryota; Viridiplantae; Streptophyta; Magnoliopsida; Solanales; Convolvulaceae. Gene Ontology annotation, molecular function: DNA binding. Bases 176 to 1732 code for a protein of 518 amino acids. The record is from RefSeq and is a predicted model, not a curated record. The transcript is spliced from 4 exons.